GUGAAUCAUGAACAGUCACUAACUCAUGAGGAUUUUUCAGAAAAUGAGUGUAUGUUAAAGGAGGGAUGAAUGAAGCCGCGCUACCACUAGACGCAUAGACCAAAUAAGAUGUGGAUAUCCCCGCGAGCCGUGCGACGCGGUCUCAGUCGCACCCCGUUUUGACAUGAGGUGUGUCUGCGAGGGAGUAGCCUCAUAAUGAUCCAAAAUAAAGGAAGAAGAGGGUCUGUUGCUAAAUAAUCUAACCACAAAGGAACCAGAAUGAGCAGCUCUUGUAAACGAGACAACGAACAGAAGAAGAGAUUACAGCACUUUCAAUCCGACCUCGCGAUUCUGGGAUCUUUACAGGGCUUUCGGUAUUUCCAGCCUUGGCUGAGAGGGAGAGAGGAGCUGCUGCUGACAAUAGUUAAUGAGGAUCAGGGCUGGCAGUCUCCUGGCUUCCUGGUGUCGGCGGCCUCCUCCUCCCUCAGCAGCUGCAGCUCCAGCAGCUACAGCUUUGGCAGCGGCUACGACAGCUCGCCCCUGCCUGGGGAGAAGCCUCCCCUGGCCGCCAGACCCCACCACCACCACCAGCACCACCAGCACCACCACCAACAGCAGCAGCACCACCAGCUGCAGCCACAGCAGCAGGAGGAGGAGGAGCAGGAGGAGGAACAGCAGGCUAGCAGGAGCAGCGAGUCCCAUCUCCUUCCUGCCUCGCCCAGCGAGAGAGAGAUCGCUGUGCCUGAAAUGAACUGCACUCUGUUUCUGUUGGCCGGUUACGCCAAAUACGGCCGUCCAUACGCCUGGAUCCGGUCCAAUCACGAACGGCUGGUCAACAUCGGGGGAACCGACUCGCUGGUCAAAGACACGCCCAUGAAACUGAAAUCAGUCACAGACUGGUCGUCACAAGAUAUCCACGUUUGGGACGUGGUGAGUGAGCUGGUCGGCCUGUGCACCAUGCCCCCGCCGGACAACCCUUUCUCCCUGGACACACGCUACCUCCAAACCCUCCCCCUUCCCGACCGCCUCUUCGUGACUGGGGCCCUGAUCGGCUUUCUGGAAGCCCUAGUGGUUCGGGGGAACCAGGAGGAAGUGUACUACGACAUGGUUGUACAGGAAAUGAAGUGGCUGAGGCGUCUUCACGUACAUAGCCUGUCUGACGUGCUGCAACUUCGGGGAAAUGUCAAGCGCAGUCCUUGUGCACCAGAGGACUCUGCUGAAGAGGAGAUGUAACCGUGGCACCAUGAGACUCCCCUGCCUCCGCUUUUUGCCUCUUACAAACAUAUACACUACAUACACUACUCACAAAAAGUUAGGGGUAUCUGGUUUUGGGUGAAAUUGAAAUGUUUCAGUACAGAAAGUACUGAAACAUUGAACUGUUGGACAUGUAUAUUCAAACCUUUAGAGAGGCGGUCUCAUUAACGUUCACCUAUAAAGGUUAUAGUGGAUUUUAGGUUUAUCCUAGCCUGGCUAGCGCCUACCACUUCUCAACCAGACGUUCAUUUUCUCUAUUUGAAAAAAUGCUCAGAUCCGUUCAUUGGGCGCCACGGAUGUCUAUCAAAUGCGUCUGUGCAUAGCUCAUCAUGGUCUUGCUUUCUCCCCUGUUCUGUGAUUGGCCACCAACAUCCGGCGAAAAUGUGGGUGUUAGUUUCCAGACUGCCUUAGCAGCGUGAAAGAAAUCACCGCGCAAGGCAGGAUGGGAACACCCAGGCUAGGUUUAUCCUGAAAUUUCACCUAAAAGCCGAAUAUCCCUGACUUUUUGUGAGUAGUGUAUGUCUUGUAGUGUGGCACUGGCACUCCACAGGCAACCUGAUUGAGCAUGUCAGCGUGCUUUACAUGUGUAUAAUUUCCAGGAAAAUGUAGAAAAAACAAUUGUACUGUAAUCUCUAUCUGUUGGAAAGUGUUGGUGAAAUGGUGCUAAUUAUUAUUACUAUAUACUUGUGUGUAUUCAUCAUUUAAAAUGUAUUUUGUCUCAGUGCAAUAAAGCUUUUAUUCCAUACUGGAGUGUGAAAACCGAA
Molecule: messenger RNA, 1997 nt
Organism: Sardina pilchardus (European sardine)
Lineage: Eukaryota; Metazoa; Chordata; Actinopteri; Clupeiformes; Clupeidae
Exons: 8
Coding region: 259-1212 (317 amino acids)
Source: RefSeq, a predicted model, not a curated record